AUGAGACUGGCGGCUCUCUACAAAAGCAUGGGUAACCUCUGGAAUGCAGUUGAUGUCGUGGAUAUCCCAGGUGCAAUAUCUCCUGAAAAAUUACUUGAUUGUCGCAAAACCCUAUUUGGCCGAUUUUACACAAACCCUGCCUUGAACUUUACUGCUUUUGUAAACACUAUGAAAAAAGCUUGGAGGACGGAUAAAUUUACCUGUGCGAUGCUAGAGCCUGGUUUCUUCUCCUUCUCCUUCCAGUUGGAAGCUGAAAAACAAAGGGUGCUUGCAUCUGGGCCUUGGUCCUUCUCCAGCCAUCUUCUCGUACUUAAGCAAUGUGAACCUGACACACCUGAGUUCUGUUAUGAUUUUAAUCAUUGUGAUUUUUGGGUAAAUUUCAUCGGCUUACCUUAUGGGAGAGUUACUUAUGAUGUAGUCGAGGAAAUUGCUUCCAAACUUGGAGUAGUUGUCGAAGUGAAACUGGAGGAGAAAGGAAAUAACAGUUAUAAGGUGGGUAAAGCCAGAGUAAUGAUGCCAUUAGCAAACCCUUUGAAGACAGGUGUGUUAGUGAAUCUAGAUAGCAAGAGGCUCUUGGUUGAAUUCAAAUAUGAACGACUGCCAUACUACUGUUAUUCUUGUGGCAAAAUUGGACAUUAUGUAACGAAGUGUGCUAAAAUACCUUACAAGGAAUCAGGGUUGGAAUAG
This is a messenger RNA of Eucalyptus grandis, 687 nucleotides long. RefSeq lists its product as uncharacterized. Lineage: Eukaryota; Viridiplantae; Streptophyta; Magnoliopsida; Myrtales; Myrtaceae. The coding region runs from base 1 to 687 and encodes 228 amino acids. The record is from RefSeq and is a predicted model, not a curated record. Gene Ontology annotation, molecular function: zinc ion binding; nucleic acid binding. The transcript has a single exon.